Molecule: messenger RNA, 1255 nt
Organism: Teleopsis dalmanni
Lineage: Eukaryota; Metazoa; Arthropoda; Insecta; Diptera; Diopsidae
Gene: Mos
Product: serine/threonine-protein kinase mos
Exons: 5
Coding region: 27-1250 (407 amino acids)
Biological process (GO): signal transduction; positive regulation of MAPK cascade; negative regulation of metaphase/anaphase transition of meiotic cell cycle
Cellular component (GO): cytoplasm
Molecular function (GO): ATP binding; protein kinase activity
Source: RefSeq, a predicted model, not a curated record
UUAAAUUUAAUAAAAAAAUUUGCAAAAUGACAUUAUUAAAGGUUUGCAAUAAACAAAAAGAAAUCAUACUCAAUACGCCAAACCGAAAUGAAAUUUUGAAAGAAGGUCCACCAAAAGAUGAUAAAUGUGAUAUUUUGGGCAGAGGAUCUUUCGGUACAGUAUUCAAAGCGAUAUUUCAAGCCAAAGAAGUUGCUGUGAAAGUUAUUAGGAAUUUAGAUGAUAUGAACUUACAAACUAUGAACAAUGAAGCUAAUAUUUUGGGCUGGAAUCACCCAAAUAUUGUACAGAUUUUAAAGAUAGAAUCAACUUGUAAUUUUGGUAUUGUAAUAAUGGAACGAUUUGCUGGACAGUGCUUACAAAUGGUGCUAGAUACCAUAGAACUGGAAUUAGUGCACAAAAUAUGGAUUACAUUGGAUAUAUUAGCGGCUUUGUCAUAUUGCCACUCACGCCAUAUACUGCAUUUAGAUGUUAAACCACAAAAUGUGUUAGUCGAUUAUAGCAGAAGUCUGGAAGCGACUUCAGAGCCUAUACAUAAAGGCUAUAUUUGUAAAUUAUGUGAUUUUGGUGCAUCAAUAAAUUACGAUCAACUAAAUUUAAAAAGCAAGUCAAAGGGUACUGUACGUUAUAUGUCGCCGGAAGCACUUUGUAAUGCCACGUUAACACCAUCCUCUGAUAUCUACUCCCUUGGUAUAACAAUGUGGCAAUUGCAUCAUAGACAUUUACCCUAUGAUUGGAUCGAGCAUAAUGAAGUUGUUGCUUAUUUAGUGGUAAAAACUAACCUACGUCCCGAUAAUAGAAAAAGUCUUUCUCUAGUAAAAUCUAACACAAAUAUUAAAAAACAUUUAAAUUGUUAUUGCAAUACUUACUCAGUUGAUGUAUCUAAAAAUUCAGUACUGAAUAUAAAAAAUUUUUCAACGAAUUCAGAAAAUGUGUAUUCAAGCAAGGAAAAUUAUUAUAAAAACACAGAAAUACUCAAAAGUCAUAGGAAGUAUAGAACGCCAUUUCAUAAUUUAUGGCGAAAGGGCACUAAUCUUUUUUCAAAAUAUUGUUUAUAUGAAAAACAAAAUACCAGAGAAGAGAAAGCAAAUGAUUUCAAUUUAGAUAUUAUUUUUGGUAAAGGAUUUUUUGCGAAAAAUCCGAAAAAAGAAAUCUUGUUUGAGAACAUUUAUAGUUGCUGUUGGAAUAGUGAGCCACAUUGUAGACCAACGGCAGUAGAUUUAGAAAAAAGCUUAAAAGAGUUGUUAAAUUAAAUUUG